Penicillium nucicola is the source of this 1374-nucleotide messenger RNA. RefSeq lists its product as uncharacterized. Lineage: Eukaryota; Fungi; Ascomycota; Eurotiomycetes; Eurotiales; Aspergillaceae. The record is from RefSeq and is a predicted model, not a curated record. The coding region runs from base 1 to 1374 and encodes 457 amino acids. The transcript has 5 exons.
AUGCAAUUCGGCCUGCGAAAAAGAAAUGCACCGGAAGGAUUUUACAGCGAGAAGUCCCAAGAAAAGCGCAAUGAAGUGGCAAGAUCGAGGGUUGAAUUUACUUUGCAAUCAAAGAGACGAAGGAGAAGCGAAACCGAGCCGGAAGAACUGCAAUUGGACGUAGAUGCUCUUAUGAGGGAUCUUGGCUUUGAUUAUUCUACGAAGAUGACGUCUGUUCUACCAAAGAUGCCCAAGAAGCUACAGUGGAGCCCUGUUAAGAGUCCAAUCACGGAAAGAGCUAAAGCUCCUCGGGGAUGGACGUUAGACGAACCUGAUUUGAGGGACGACGAGCUUGAUGCCCAGAUAAAAAGGUGCAAGGAACGUAUCAGGGGAAAUAUAAUGGCACAUGCCUACGAGUUCAAGCUGAAAGAGCUCAUGGAACAAGCCAAAGAGCGAGAUGCAAUGAUGGCUAAGUAUCCUGGCUUUGAGUGGGCGGUGGUCCAGCGAUUGAAUGAACUCGAUCAAAUUUUGAGAUGGCUGCAAAGCGAGAGCAAGUAUAACCUUGUGAGUACUGUGAGAGCUGUAGCUGCGGCCUAUAAAUCAAGUACCUUGGCUUGGUCUUAUGGUUUUGUUACAUACUGGUCGAAAGGGGUACAGCUUUGUCAACCGAGGCCAUUCAACUGGGAGGAAUUCCAUUACAUUAAUGAGCUCCACGAAGGCCAUACAGCAUUUUGGGUUGAGGGUCUGUGGGAACCUGGACCUCAGAAUCUCGCCGCUGCCGCAGCUCGUCCCUUUGGAACAAACCCCGGGAGAUGGACUAUUCCGAUAGAGGUCAGCCUUCGCAUUCCAGCACGGCUAGGCAGUGCUCCAUAUUCGGAUUUCGAAUUUGAGAUGAAGGACGAUACUGGAGCCGACAUGAUGAAAAUCUGCGAACCAGAUUUGACUUACCUUCAAAGCCUAGAUCCAACGCCUGGUGGUGCUCCCAAUGAUUUACCCCCAUUGAUGGGCGCUAAAACAUUUUGGAUGGCAAACGGCUUAAGUCAUGCCUAUAUAAUCAGGUCGAUGCAAGCAAACAUAUUUGAUCCCCAAUCAAAUGACUACCUAGGGAGAACAUGGGAUUCAGUACCAGCGAUUAUUGCUCCACCCACUGAGAAGACGCGUCUCAAUGGGCCUUGGCUGCGAAAGAAGUUCUAUGUUGCAUCAUCUCCUGAGUCGAAGAGAUUGUGGGUGUAUAACUAUAACCCUAGUAUUAAUAACCGGAACCAUCCACACAAGAUCAUCACCGCAACAAGGGCCCAAAUCGAUGCCCCCUUUCCACCGGACAGUUCUAUUGAACCCAUAGCCAAUUUCCCUGGUCUGGAUCCGAAUAUCGCAUCAGGGGUCCCAGCCCCAUAG